CAUCCCACCGCCAGCGCGUUACCGCCUCCAGUCUCGACGUCAGCAGAGCCUCGCAGCCUGCACGGUCUCCCUCGCGCCCCGACGGCGUGCCCUGUUCAGUUGUUGUCCCACCGCGACGCGUGCCGUUCGUGCCCCUGACGUUGACGCGGGGCUCCAGCGCCUACCGCUCCCACUGCAGCCACUGCCUUGCCGCGCCAUUGGAAGUCCAUCCCUCGCCCGUCCCAGAUCCCGCCCUCCACGUCUCGCCCACCGUCUCCUCCACCCCGCCGCCAUGGACCUCCCGCCCGAGCAGCCCCCCGCCGACGUGCACGAGGCGCCCGACGCGCUCCCGCCCGCCGACGACCCCGACGCCGACCUGACCGCCAGCACCGUCACCGCCAACGUGUCGCCGCCGCCGCAGUUCCACCCCAGCAACCCGCCCGCCAGCGCAUACACCCCCGAGCCCCAACGGCCCUCGACCUCGUACUCGGACACGGCCUACCAGUACCCGCACAACGGCACGCGCUUCAACUCGUCCGACGCCGACACGCCCCCGCGCGCCUACCACGACCCCAAGGACACACAGCACCCGCAGUCGCAGUCGCGGCCCAGCUCGCAGAUGGGCCGCUACUCGACGUCCGAGGCCGGCGGCCGCUCCAACUCGUACCAGGACCAGAACGCGCGCACCACCGCCCCCGAGCCCGCCAAGAACUCGUCCGUCGUCAUCAAGGUGGGCAUGGUCGGCGACGCCCAGAUCGGCAAGACCAGUCUGAUGGUCAAGUACGUCGAGGGCAGCUGGGACGAGGACUACAUCCAGACCUUGGGCGUCAACUUCAUGGAAAAGACAAUCUCCAUCCGCAACACAGAAAUCACCUUCUCCAUCUGGGACCUCGGCGGCCAGCGCGAGUUCGUCAACAUGUUGCCCCUCGUGUGCAACGACGCCGUCGCCAUUCUCUUCAUGUUCGAUCUCACCCGCAAGAGCACGCUCAACUCCAUUAAGGAAUGGUACCGCCAGGGCCGCGGCUUCAACAAGACCGCCAUCCCGUUUCUGGUCGGCACCAAGUACGACCACUUUGUCAACUUCCCGCGCGAGGAGCAAGAGGAGAUUUCGAACCAGGCCAAGCGCUUUGCGCGCGCCAUGAAGGCCAGCCUCAUCUUCAGCAGCACAAGUCACAGCAUCAACGUGCAAAAGAUCUUCAAGAUCGUCCUGUCCAAGGCGUUCGACCUCAAGUGCACCAUCCCCGAGAUAGAGAACAUCGGCGAGCCGCUACUCCUCUACCAGGCCGUCUAGUCGCCGGAACAGCGUGCACCGCCUGAUCGGAGAUGGCUGCGGCUCGAGAUGGACUCGCGCGGCCGGCUCAGGCGCUAUGUCACGCCUCAGCGCAGC
Messenger RNA from Boeremia exigua, 1366 nucleotides. RefSeq names its product P-loop containing nucleoside triphosphate hydrolase protein. Gene Ontology annotation, biological process: regulation of exit from mitosis. The record is from RefSeq and is a predicted model, not a curated record. Lineage: Eukaryota; Fungi; Ascomycota; Dothideomycetes; Pleosporales; Didymellaceae. The transcript is spliced from 4 exons. Gene Ontology annotation, cellular component: spindle pole body. Bases 272 to 1270 code for a protein of 332 amino acids. Gene Ontology annotation, molecular function: GTP binding; GTPase activity.